Salpingoeca rosetta is the source of this 1410-nucleotide messenger RNA. RefSeq lists its product as uncharacterized. The transcript has 4 exons. The record is from RefSeq and is a predicted model, not a curated record. Gene Ontology annotation, molecular function: oxidoreductase activity, acting on paired donors, with incorporation or reduction of molecular oxygen; iron ion binding; heme binding. The coding region runs from base 1 to 1410 and encodes 469 amino acids. Lineage: Eukaryota; Choanoflagellata; Craspedida; Salpingoecidae.
AUGUGGCUUGGUGGGUGUGUGCUUGUGCUGGUGCUUGGGCUUGUUGCACAACGUUGUGAUGUUGUCCGUGCAGAGGUAGUGAUGGAAGAGGAUGAUGGCGGCGCGCUGCACAUCAACACAAGCUCGCUUGAGCAGCCCGUGCUUUUGAACGGGGUUGAUCUUGGGCAGAUGCUCCUGCUUGCACAGGAACAGCAGCGCACGCUCCAACGGCAACAGCGCAUCAAUGCAGAGCAAGCGCAGCAACUCGACGCCAUGUCCAGCACAUUGUGUCGGCUUGAUCCCAGGGAGCCAUCCGCUGAUACCACCACCAUCACGGGCCUCAACUUGGGCAAGGACAACAAGUGGUCCGGUGGCGUGCGUGCGCAGACUGGGCUCCUCUACGGCAUCCCUUACAGCUUGGGAUCGGUGCUGAUCAUCGAUCCGUGGACGAACACCGCAGACACCACAACCAUCUCCGGGCUGUCUGACGACGGCGGCGGCGGCGGCGGCGGCGAUGCUGCGUGGAGCGGCGGUGUUUUGGCACCCAGUGGCCUUAUAUUCGGGCUCCCGUACAGCACCACCGCGGUGCUGAUCAUCGAUCCCGCCACCAACACCACGGACACCACAACCAUGGCCGGCCUGCCCAGCACCGAGGGCAAAUGGCGAUCCGGUGUGCUUGCAGAUAACGGGCUCAUCUACGGCGUCCCCAGUGCCGCAACCUCCGUGCUAGUCAUCGAUCCCGUUGCCAUGGUCGCUGACGCUACAACGAUCACGGGACUGGACAGCGGGGACAACAAGUGGUUCGACGGCGUGCAGGCAGCAAACGGCCUCAUCUACUGUCCGCCAGGGCAUGCAGAUGGCGUGCUCAUCAUCGACCCGGCAACCAAUGCAACAGACACCACCACCAUCUCGGGGUUUGGCACGGGCCUGUUCAAGUGGUAUGGCACGGUGCUUGUGGACAGCGGCCUCGUCUACGCCAUCCCGGACUACUCGUCAUCGUCUGUACUCAUCAUCAACCCGCAGACAAACGCAACCGACACCACCACCAUCACCGGCCUCACGACACCGGGGCUGGUGACCGCCGUGCUUGCACCCAACGGCCGUAUCGUUGGCGUGCCGAGUUACUCAUCGGCAGCGCUCAUCAUUGACCCGGCCACAAACACCACGGUGCAGCUCACCUUGCCUGAAAAGAGCGAACCCACGCUGUUCCUGGACACGACUGUGGAUGCGUUUGCGUUUAUGCCGUUUUCGACCGGCCGCCGCAACUGCAUUGGCAACAACUUUGCCACGCACGAGAUCCGCGUCGCCAUGUGCCAGCUCCUUCGCAGGUUCAAGUUUGUCGAUGCAGGGCAUGAGCCUGUACUCCAGAGCGCCAUCGUUCUCCGCAGCGCAAACGGUGUCAAAGUCAAGAUACAGCCCCUGGACUCGUAA